AAACAGCCGCGAGAGCAGCGGCCGCGGCGGCCGCCAGCGCGCCUUCCCCUCCCGCGCUCCCGCGUCGCCCCCGCCCUCGGCACCUCGUCCCCGGGCCGCGCGCCCGUGCUCCGGCCAGCGUUCUCUCCCGGCCUCCCGGGCCCGCCGCCCACUCCCGCGUCUCCGAGCCCUUCAACCGCCGCUGUCUCCCUGGGCGCGCGGCCCGCCGCCUGCUUCCGGGGCGGGCGGACUGGGCGCCUGGUGCCGGCGGCCGCAGCGACAGCGCCCCCGGGAAGCAGAGGAGGAAGGAGAGAAGAGGUGGAGGUGGCCGCAGGCUGAGUCGCGGCCGGGAUGUCCGGGCAGCCGCCGCCGCCGCCGCCGCCGCAGCAGCAGCAACAGCAGCAGCAGCAGUUGUCGCCGCCACCGCCGGCGGCCUUGGCCCCAGUGUCCGGAGUCGUCCUGCCGGCGCCCCCGGCCGUCAGCGCCGGCUCCUCUCCAGCCGGCUCGCCCGGCGGCGGCGCGGGCGGCGACGGCUUAGGGGCCGCGGCGGCCGCCCUGCUCCUCCACCCCCCGCCGCCGCCGCCCCCGGCCACCGCGGCCCCGCCGCCCCCGCCGCCGCCCCCGCCGCCACCUGCCUCAGCGGCCGCCCCCGCCAGCGGGCCCCCCGCGCCCCCGGGCCUUGCCGCGGUCCCCGGCCCGGUCGGAGGCGCCCCGGCCCCAGCUCUGGUGGCGGGCAGCAGCGCCGCGGCCCCCUUCCCGCACGGGGACUCGGCCCUGAACGAGCAGGAGAAGGAGCUGCAGCGGCGGCUGAAGCGCCUCUACCCGGCCGUGGACGAGCAGGAAACGCCGCUGCCUCGGUCCUGGAGCCCGAAGGACAAGUUCAGCUACAUCGGCCUCUCUCAGAACAACCUGCGGGUGCACUACAAAGGUCAUGGCAAAACCCCAAAAGAUGCAGCGUCAGUUCGAGCCACGCAUCCAAUACCAGCAGCCUGUGGGAUUUAUUAUUUUGAAGUAAAGAUUGUCAGUAAGGGAAGAGAUGGUUACAUGGGAAUUGGUCUUUCUGCUCAAGGUGUGAACAUGAAUAGACUACCAGGUUGGGAUAAACAUUCAUAUGGUUACCAUGGGGAUGAUGGACAUUCGUUUUGUUCUUCCGGAACUGGACAACCUUAUGGACCAACUUUCACUACUGGUGAUGUCAUUGGCUGUUGUGUUAAUCUUAUCAACAAUACCUGCUUUUACACCAAGAAUGGACAUAGUUUAGGUAUUGCUUUCACUGACCUACCGCCAAAUUUGUAUCCUACCGUGGGGCUUCAAACACCAGGAGAAGUGGUCGAUGCCAAUUUUGGGCAACAUCCUUUCGUGUUUGAUAUAGAAGACUAUAUGCGGGAGUGGAGAACCAAAAUCCAGGCACAGAUAGAUCGAUUUCCUAUCGGAGAUCGAGAAGGAGAAUGGCAGACCAUGAUACAAAAAAUGGUUUCAUCUUAUUUAGUCCACCAUGGGUACUGUGCCACAGCAGAGGCCUUUGCCAGAUCUACAGACCAGACCGUUCUAGAAGAAUUAGCUUCCAUUAAGAAUAGACAAAGAAUUCAGAAAUUGGUAUUAGCAGGAAGGAUGGGAGAAGCCAUUGAAACAACACAACAGUUAUACCCAAGUUUACUUGAAAGAAAUCCUAAUCUCCUUUUCACAUUAAAAGUGCGUCAGUUUAUAGAAAUGGUGAAUGGUACAGAUAGUGAAGUACGAUGUUUGGGAGGCCGAAGUCCAAAGUCUCAAGACAGUUACCCUGUUAGUCCUCGACCUUUUAGUAGUCCAAGUAUGAGCCCCAGCCAUGGAAUGAAUAUCCACAAUUUAGCAUCAGGCAAAGGAAGCACCGCACAUUUUUCAGGUUUUGAAAGUUGUAGUAAUGGUGUAAUAUCAAAUAAAGCACAUCAAUCAUAUUGCCAUAGUAAUAAACACCAGUCGUCCAAUUUGAAUGUACCAGAACUGAACAGUAUAAAUAUGUCAAGAUCACAGCAAGUUAAUAACUUCACCAGUAAUGAUGUAGACAUGGAAACAGAUCACUACUCCAAUGGAGUUGGAGAAACUUCAUCCAAUGGUUUCCUAAAUGGUAGCUCUAAACAUGACCACGAAAUGGAAGAUUGUGACACCGAAAUGGAAGUUGAUUCAAGUCAGUUGAGACGCCAGUUGUGUGGAGGAAGUCAGGCUGCCAUAGAAAGAAUGAUCCACUUUGGACGAGAGCUGCAAGCGAUGAGUGAACAGCUAAGGAGAGACUGUGGCAAGAACACUGCAAAUAAAAAAAUGUUGAAGGAUGCAUUCAGUUUACUAGCAUAUUCAGAUCCCUGGAACAGCCCAGUUGGAAAUCAGCUUGACCCGAUUCAGAGAGAACCUGUGUGCUCAGCUCUUAACAGUGCAAUAUUAGAAACCCACAAUCUGCCAAAGCAACCUCCACUUGCCCUAGCAAUGGGACAGGCCACACAAUGUCUAGGACUGAUGGCUCGAUCAGGAAUUGGAUCCUGCGCAUUUGCCACAGUGGAAGACUACCUACAUUAGCUAUGCAUUUCAAGAGCUCACACUUAUAUUGUGGCAUAUAGUCAACAUGGAAGUAGACCAGCUCUGCUGAUUUGAAAUUUAGAUUUUUUAAAUUAUGUACUGGGGACAGGUUUUUGUCGCUUUACAUUGCUUCCUAGUUUACAGCAUGAUGCAAAUGAUUUUCUAACUUAGUGUUAGGAGAAAUUAUUUUCCAUCUUUAACCUCUUAGUUGUCUAAGAGUUAAAUAUUACUGAAUUUCAGACGUUCAAAUUGAUCAUCACAAAUCCUUUAAAACAAUUACCUAAAAGAAACCAAAAAUCCUGCCUUCUUUGUGGGGGAGGGGGGAGAGAGGGGAAGGAAAUGGAACAAGUUGUGUUUGUGUUAGCAUGUGGGUGAUGUAAACUUCAAAUUGGGAGAUGUUCCGACCCCCACUCCCAUAUAAGCAUUCAAUCAGUGUAACUUGCAAAAUGCAUAAACAUCCGACAGUUUGAAUUUAUAGUGUUGAUGGAAGAAAUCAUUUUUAAUGUGUACUGUAAAACUUGAAAUACUCAGGAGCUGAGUGAAUAUGUUUGUUGCUACUUACAAUCCCGACCUGUUAGUCCCAGUAGUUUUGUUUUAACAUGGUCUUUUUCAACUUUGUUUCCUGUUUAACUACAGAUGACUUCUGUUGUAGACUCACAAGUUUAACUGUUGUAUUAUAACAGUAUUACAUGUCAACGGUGUGGUUAUGACCUUUAUUUAUAUAAAAACCAAAUAUUUAGUCAAUUUACCGUGUCUUAAUUUAAUCUUUGUACACCUUCCAUUUUUAAGUGCUUAAAUGAGUACUAUAUUGCAAUAAAAUGUAGUGAUAUAAUUAACCAGCCAUUAAAAAUUUACUUCUACAGA
Messenger RNA from Rhinopithecus roxellana (golden snub-nosed monkey), 3390 nucleotides. RefSeq names its product RAN binding protein 9 (gene RANBP9). The transcript has 14 exons. Lineage: Eukaryota; Metazoa; Chordata; Mammalia; Primates; Cercopithecidae. Gene Ontology annotation, cellular component: cytoplasm. The coding region runs from base 331 to 2526 and encodes 731 amino acids. Gene Ontology annotation, molecular function: protein binding. Gene Ontology annotation, biological process: cell surface receptor signaling pathway; cytoskeleton organization. The record is from RefSeq and is a predicted model, not a curated record.